AUGGAACUGAAUAAUCAAUCUAGAGUGACAGAAUUCAUUCUCCUGGGUUUCCCUGGCUCUUUCCAGCUGCAGAUUCUACUCUUCGUGAUAUUCCUCACCAUCUAUCUAUUGAUCUUAGUGGAAAAUAUCGUCAUCAUUGUGACAGUCCAGCUGAACCAAAAUCUCCACAAGCCAAUGUACUACUUCCUGAGCAAUCUCUCCUUCCUGGAGAUCUGGUAUGUCACAGUGACUGUGCCCAAGCUGCUGGUGAAUUUUAUGACUGAAAAGAAAACCAUCUCUUUCAUUGGGUGUAUGACCCAGCUUUACUUCUUCCUGGCACUGGCCAGCACUGAGUGUGCCCUCCUGGCUGUCAUGGCCUAUGUGGCCAUCUGCAAGCCACUGCGCUACCCAACCAUCAUGAACCACAGGGUCUCCUUACAUCUAGCAGCUGGAUCUUGGCUCAGUGGUGGCUUAAUUUCUCUGAUGAAGACAACAAUCAUAUCCCGGCUGGCCUACUGUGGCCCAUGCAUCAUCAAUCACUUCUUCUGUGAUGUAUCUCCCCUCCUAAAAUUGGCUUGCACUGACCUCUACUUAGCUGAAAUUACUGACUUUAUUUUAGCAUUGCUUAUUUUGGUAGUCCCACUGUCUACCACUAUCCUCUCCUACAUUCUCAUCAUUUCCACCAUCCUGCACAUCCCCUCAGGACAAGGGCGCAUCAAAGCCUUCUCCACAUGUACCUCACAUCUCACCGUCGUUGUCAUUUUCUAUGCUGCUACCAUCUUCAUCUAUGCCCAGCCCAAGGCAAUCUCAUCUUUCAACUCUAAUAAGCAUGUGUCAGUGCUGUACACAAUCCUGGUUCCACUACUCAACCCUGUUAUCUACUGCCUGAGAAACAAGGAAGUGAAAGAGGCUAUGAGAAAGACUUUACUCAGAGGGAACUUUACUCCACAGUAA
Alligator sinensis (Chinese alligator) is the source of this 933-nucleotide messenger RNA. RefSeq names its product olfactory receptor 6A2-like. Gene Ontology annotation, molecular function: olfactory receptor activity; G protein-coupled receptor activity. Gene Ontology annotation, cellular component: membrane. NCBI's taxonomy places the organism in Eukaryota, Metazoa, Chordata, Crocodylia, Alligatoridae. Gene Ontology annotation, biological process: G protein-coupled receptor signaling pathway. The transcript has a single exon. The record is from RefSeq and is a predicted model, not a curated record. The coding region runs from base 1 to 933 and encodes 310 amino acids.